CUCACUGGUGGUCUUAAGUGUCCUUUAGUUUUGUAUGAUCCUUGUAAUGAAGAACUAUAUGCAUUACUAGAAGACUCAGAUAAUUUCCCUGCUGGUGCUUUUCGAGAAUCUGAAAUACUUAAUAUUCUACGAGGCUUGGGACUUAGAACUUCUGUGUCUCCAGAUACUGUUUUAGAAUGUGAUCGAUGCAUCGAGCGUUUGAUGCAUGAGGAUCAACAAAAGGCAUACUUAAGAGGGAAAGUGCUUUUCUCUUACCUUGAAGUUAAUGCACUAAAGUGGCUUCCUGAUCAAGUUGUUGAUAAUAAAGGAGCAGUUAACAGAAUAUUAUCACGAGCAACAACUGCUUUUAGGUCUAGCAACACAAAAUCUGAUCUUGAAAAAUUCUGGAUUGACCUAAGGCUGAUUUCUUGGUGCCCAGUUCUAGUCACUAACCCUUUUCAGUCAUUACCAUGGCCAGUUGUCUCAUCAAUGGUUGCUCCUCCAAAACUUGUAAGGCCACUAAGUGAUUUGUGGCUUGUCUCAGCUAGCAUGCGGAUAUUGGACGUAGAAUGCUCUUCCACAGCUUUAUUAUAUGGUCUAGGAUGGAUGUCCCCACCUGGAGGAGGUGUAAUUGCUGCACAGUUACUGGAGCUUGGGAAAAAUAAUGAGAUUGUGUCUGAUCAAGUUCUUAGGCAGGAAUUAGCUCUGUCAAUGCCGAGAAUAUAUUCAAUACUGACUGGAAUGAUGUCUUCAGAUGAGAUUGAGAUUGUAAAAGCUGUUCUUGAAGGAUGUCGAUGGAUUUGGGUGGGGGAUGGAUUUGCAACUUCUGAGGAAGUUGUCCUAGAUGGUCCUCUUCAUUUGGCUCCAUAUAUUCGUGUUAUCCCAAUUGAUUUGGCAGUUUUCAAAAAAUUAUUUCUUGAACUUGGUAUUCGAGAAUUCUUGCAACCUGCUGAUUAUGCUAAUAUUCUUCAUAGGAUGGCAGUUAGAAAGGGAUCAUCUCCUCUUGACACACAGGAGAUAAGGGCCGUCACACUAAUAGUGCAUCAUUUAGCUGAAGUUUACCAUUAUGAACAAAAAGUCCAGCUCUAUCUGCCAGAUGUGUCAGGUAGACUAUUUCUUGCUAGUGACUUGGUUUAUAAUGAUGCCCCCUGGUUGCUUGGCUCAGAUGAUUCCAAUGGCUCAUUUGGCAGUCCUCCAAAUGUGGCUUGGAAUGCAAAGAAAACAGUACAAAAAUUUGUGCAUGGAAACAUUUCUAAUGAUGUAGCAGAAAAGCUUGGAGUUUGCUCUCUUCGUCGGAUGUUGCUGGCAGAGAGCUCAGAUUCAAUGAAUUUUGGCCUGUCUGGAGCUGCUGAGGCUUUUGGACAGCAUGAGGCUUUGACUACAAGGCUCAAGCACAUACUUGAAAUGUAUGCUGAUGGACCUGGGACCCUAUUUGAGCUGGUACAAAAUGCAGAAGAUGCUGGAGCUUCUGAAGUAAUAUUUCUUUUGGAUAAUUCUCACUAUGGGACUUCUUCUAUUCUUUCUCCUGAAAUGGCUGAUUGGCAAGGUCCUGCUCUAUACUGUUUCAAUGACUCAGUUUUUAGCCCCCAAGAUCUUUAUGCAAUAUCGCGUAUUGGUCAAGAAAGUAAACUUGAGAAGGCUUUUGCAAUUGGGAGAUUUGGACUAGGAUUUAAUUGUGUCUAUCACUUUACUGACAUCCCUAUGUUUGUUUCGGGAGAAAAUAUUGUAAUGUUUGAUCCCCAUGCCAGUAAUUUGCCUGGGAUUUCUCCUUCACACCCUGGUUUACGAAUUAAAUUUGUGGGACGAAAGAUUUUGGAGCAAUUUCCUGACCAAUUUUCCCCAAUGCUACAUUUUGGCUGUGAUUUGCAACAUCCUUUUCCUGGUACAUUAUUUCGAUUCCCUCUUAGAAGUGCAGGUGUUGCCUCUCGGAGCCAAAUCAAAAAGGAAAUUUAUACACCUGAAGAUGUCAGAUCUCUUUUUACUUCUUUUUCUGAGGUUGUUUCUGAAACAUUACUUUUCCUGCGCAAUGUGAAAUCUAUCUCUAUUUUUGUGAAGGAAGGAACAAUGAAUGAAAUGCACCUGCUGCACCGUGUAUGCAGAACCUGUAUAGGUGAGCCUGAAACUGGAUCUGCUGAAGCCCAGGAUGUGUUCAAUUUCUUCAAGGAAAGUAGACGUGUUGGAAUGAAUAGAGUUCAGUUUCUGAAGAAACUAAGACUAUCCAUUGGCAGAGAUUUGCCUUAUAAAUGCCAGAAGAUCAUAAUUACUGAACAAAGCACAUCAUCUCGUACUUCACACUAUUGGAUAACCACAGAAUGUUUAGGUGAUGGGAAUGCUCAAAAGAAAAGAUCUGAAACAGCCAAUAGUAGCUAUUACAAUUUUGUUCCAUGGGCAUGUGUUGCUGCAUAUUUGAAUUCUGUCAAGGUUGAAAUUGACAUGGUUGAAAGUUCAAAGGGGGAGAAUGAUUGCACGGUUUCUCCUGAUCUGUUUCAAAGUGUUAGUUUGCCUAAUCAUCAGUUGGAGAAUUUUGAAGAUCGUGCAUUCUGCUUUUUACCUUUACCAAUCAGUACUGGUCUUCCUGCUCAUGUGAAUGCAUACUUUGAAUUGUCAUCAAAUCGCAGGGAUAUCUGGUUUGGUUCUGAUAUGGCUGGAGGUGGAAGAAAACGCUCAGAGUGGAAUAUUUUCCUCCUUGAAAAUGUUGUUGCCCCUGCAUAUGGUCGUUUGCUUGAGAAAAUAGCAUCAGAGAUCGGCCCUUGCAAUUUGUUCUUCUCGUUAUGGCCAACAACAUUAGGGUUAGAACCUUGGGCAUCAGCAGUGCGGAAACUCUAUCAAUUUGUUGCUCAGUUUAAUCUCCGUGUAUUAUAUACAGAAGCUAGAGGAGGACAGUGGACUUCAACCAAACAUGCUAUAUUUCCUGAUUUUACUUUCCCCAAGGCAGCUGCUGAGCUUGUAAAAGCGUUGUCUGGGGCUUCUCUACCUGUCAUUACUCUUCCACAGUCACUUUCUGAAAGGUUUAUGGAAAUCUCUUCGUCAUUGCAUUUUAUGACUCCUAAGCUGUUAAGGACCCUUUUAAUCAGAAGGAAGCGCGAAUUCAAAGACAGGGAUGCAAUGAUAUUGACUCUUGAAUAUUGCUUACAUGACUUGCAAAAAUCCUUGCAGUUUGAUGCCCUAUGCGGCUUGCCUUUGUUACCAGUUGCAGAUGGUUCCUUUACAUCAAUUGAUAUGAAGGGAGCUGGAGAAAGAGUUUACAUUGCACGUGGUGAUGAAUACGGCCUUCUGAAAGAUUAUAUUCCUCAUCAACUUGUAGAUUGUGAUAUUCCUGAAGAAGUUCAUAGAAAACUUUGUUACAUUGCCGAAACGGAUGGAACAAACAUUUCUUUCCUGUCAUGCCAGUUGCUUGAGAAACUUCUUGUGAAGUUACUUCCUGUAGAGUGGCAACAUGCUCGGCAAGUAAGUUGGACUCCUGGUAUUCAUGGCCAACCAAGUGUAGAGUGGUUGCAACUACUGUGGAACUAUCUGAAAUCAUAUUGUGAUGAUCUUAUCAUGUUUUCUAAGUGGCCUAUAUUGCCAGUUGGGGAUGACUGCCUGAUGCAGUUAGCACAAAAGUUGAAUGUGAUAAGAAAUGAUGGAUGGAGUGAGAAGAUGUCUUCUUUGUUAGUGAAGGUUGGAUGUUUAUUCUUGAGACAUGAUCUGUUAUUGGAUCACCCUAAAUUGGACUGCUUUGUGCAGUCAGCAACAGCAAGAGGUGUACUAAAUGUGUUUCUGGCUAUUGCUUUGGAACCACAUAAGAUUGAGGGGAUCUUUACAGAUGUAUCUGAAGGGGAGCUUCAUGAACUAAGAAGUUUUAUUCUCCAAACAAAAUGGUUCUCCGAAGAGCAAAUUGAUGACAUGCAUAUUGAAAUCAUCAAACAACUUCCAAUAUUUGAGUCUUACAAAAGCAGAAAACUGGUUAGUUUGAGUAGUGCUAUUAAAUGGCUUGGUCCUACUGGUGUUUGUGAAGAUCUCUUAAAUGAUAAUUUCUUAAGAACUGAAUCAGAAACAGAGCGAGUCAUUAUGAAAAGGUAUUUAGGAAUGAAAGAACCAACUAAAGUGGAAUUCUACAAGGAUUACAUUUUCAAUCACAUGUCAGAGUUCGUUUCAAGGCAAGAAAUUGUUAUGGCCAUUCUGCAUGACGUGCAGCAUUUGGUUGAAGAGGAUCUCUCUCUCAAGUCUUCAAUCUCGUGUGCCCAAUUUGUUCAGGCAGCAGAUGGAUCUUGGCAACAACCAUCAAGGCUUUAUGAUCCUCGGGUUCCUCACCUUAAAAAGAUGCUUCAUGGAAAUGCUUUCUUUCCUUCAGACAAAUUCUUUGAUCCCGAAAUUUUGGAUGCUUUAGUUUGCCUUGGACUUAGGACAACUCUAGGAUUUACUGGCUUGCUUGAUUGUGCUAGGUCAGUUAGCCUCUUGCAUAAUUCUGGGAACAUUGAUGCCUCCAAACAUGGUGGAGAGUUACUGCAUCUUUUAGAUACAUUAGCCUAUAAGCUCUCAAAUAAAGUUGGAAGUAAGAAUGAUGAUCAACAAGGUGGUGUGGCUCUGGAAAGUAGCAGCAUAACGGAUGAUGCUUUUGUAUAUGAUGGUUUCCCUAAAGAAGAGACCUACCUGACUGAUAUUGAUUUAUUUUGUAGCAGCUCAGCAUUUGAUAUGGUAGAAGAAGAAUUUUGGUCUGAAUUGAAGCUAAUCUCUUGGUGUCCAGUAAUUUCUAAUCCAGCUGUUAUGGGACUUCCAUGGUUAAAAUCCAAUAACCAAGUUGUUGCACCCCCUACUAGUGUGAGGCCUAAAUCACAGAUGUGGAUGGUAUCUUCCUCAAUGUUUAUUUUAGAUGGUGAAUGUGACACUACAUAUCUACAAACUAAACUUGGGUGGAUGGAUUGCCCAAAUGUUGGGGUUUUAACAAGGCAGUUAGUUGAGCUAUCUAAAUCCUAUCAGCAGCUUAAGAUAAAUUCACUGCUGGAUCCCAGUUUUGAAGCUCAGUUGCAAAAGGAAAUACCUUACCUUUACUCAAAAUUGCAGAAAUUUAUUAAUACUGAGGAUAUCAAUAACCUGAAAGCAGGGUUGGAUGGUGCUUCAUGGGUUUGGAUUGGUGAUGAUUUUGUAUCACAAAAUGCACUGGCAUUUGAUUCACCUGUAAAAUUUACACCUUAUUUGUAUGUUGUUCCAUCUGAACUAUCAGAGUAUAAAGAUUUGUUGAUAAAGCUGGGAGUUAGAUUGAGUUUUGGUAUUUCAGACUAUCUUCAAGUAUUACAAAGGUUGCAGAAUGAUGUGCACGGGGUUCCUCUGUCUACAGAUCAGUUAAAUUUUGUCCAUUGUGUCCUUGAAGCCAUAGUAGAGUGUUGCUUGGAGAAGCCACUUUUUGAGACUUUUGAUAGUCCCUUGUUGAUUCCUAAUGAUUUUGGAGUUUUAAUGCAAGCAGGAGAUCUUGUAUAUAAUGAUGCACCUUGGCUGGAAAACAGCUCCCUUAUUGGUAGACAUUUUGUGCAUCCAGUUAUAGGCAAUGAUUUGGCUGACAAGCUUGGUGUACAGUCAGUUCGAUGCCUUUCUUUAGUCAGUGAUGAUUUGACUAAAGAUCUACCCUGCAUGGACUACAAUAAAGUAAAUGAACUUUUGGCGCUGUAUGGAAACAAUGAGUUUUUGUUGUUUGACCUUCUUGAGUUGGCAGAUUGCUGCCAAGCCAAGAGAUUACACCUGGUUUAUGAUAAAAGGGAACAUCCUCGCCAAUCCCUGCUGCAGCACAAUUUAGGUAAUUUUUAGAUAUGUUUUAGAAAAUUUGGAUAUUUUUGUUUAGGUAAUGUAUAGUCAUUUGUUUCAACAAAAUGACUGUUAUUUUUGUCGAGGAGGUCAUGUGAGGAGGAAUGAUACA
Molecule: messenger RNA, 5869 nt
Organism: Vigna umbellata (rice bean)
Lineage: Eukaryota; Viridiplantae; Streptophyta; Magnoliopsida; Fabales; Fabaceae
Source: RefSeq, a predicted model, not a curated record